Xenopus laevis (African clawed frog) is the source of this 4573-nucleotide messenger RNA. RefSeq names its product FA complementation group A L homeolog (gene fanca.L). The transcript is spliced from 43 exons. Gene Ontology annotation, biological process: interstrand cross-link repair. The record is from RefSeq and is a predicted model, not a curated record. Lineage: Eukaryota; Metazoa; Chordata; Amphibia; Anura; Pipidae. The coding region runs from base 95 to 4330 and encodes 1411 amino acids. Gene Ontology annotation, cellular component: Fanconi anaemia nuclear complex.
AAUGAUCACAGAGCGCGGGUUGCUGUAGCUGUGUGUGGCGGAAGUGCAAGGAAAUGUGCAUGUUGUGUGUUGGUACCUUGGGCGUCUGGUGGGCAUGAUGUCCGCUGUGCCAGGUUUUACUCCUAGCGGGCAGAAGAGGAGCUUGGCAGAACUACUGGAUGGAAGAGUGAAAAGACUGGACAGAAAAAGCAACAAUUCCGUUCUCCAGGAGGCUGCUUUGUAUUUGCUAAGUUGCAAUCAAGAUGUCAGUCAGUUCCUCUCAGAGGUAGAAGCACCUCCAUAUAAGAAGACAUGUAACCCAGAAAACCCUGUUUCCAUCAAGUCUCGAAUGCCAUCUGCAGCCUUUGUUGGGUCUACAUUAAAAGAUCAGGCAUCAUGUUUGAAAAUAUCACCUGGUAUCCUGACUGCUAAAGCUGCAGUUGCUAACAUCCAGCAGAUCUGUCAGGCAUGCGGAGAUAGUAGUGCUGUGUUAAAUCCGGAACAGAGAGAGAAAUUGUGCAGUUUGCUGAAGACCUUGAAGAUCUUAUUGGCAGAAAAUUGCUUCUGUCGUUCACUUUUUUGCAAGGAAAUCUGGAUUCACAGGCCCCCCUUAGUGUUUGAAGCUGUGUGGCACUUACACAAUGAAGGCAUUGUGUGUCUGGAUGAAAUUCUGGAAAGCUGUAAGGACACCAUAUCUGCUGUUGAUUGGUUGUUUAGUGAGAUGUGCUCACUGUGUCUGUACAUAGACAAUUCAUCCUUGGCUGGUGAUCUUGCUGAAAAGAUGAUAUCUGACUUCCAGGCUUUGUUAGUUGAAAACAGUUUUCGUCGUUCUUCAGCAACUGAGAGAAUUUUGGAACAGCAUAAAACUGAAGAGAUCUGCCUUUCAAUUUUGGAUAAAUUACUUUCAUGGUUACUUGAUGCUGUUAGUGUCGAAAAAUCUGACAAAUCAAGUGCAGAACAACACUGGUUAAGUGCCUUUGAGGUUCACAGAUAUAGAGCACGUGUGGUGCCAGAAUCCAUUGAACAAUUUUUUAUCCAUACACUGACUCAGGUUCUCACAUUCAAGCCAAAGCUGAAAGUGUCGGAUGCCAUCCAGUGCCAGGCAAACUGGAGUUUUGUGAAAACUAGCACAUUGCUGACGGAUUUGUAUCGUAAGCUAUUCGUUGCACUCAGCGCAGAGAAACUGAUUGCUCACAUACAGCUGGUCUUGGACACCCAGGAGGUAAAUUGGCAUCACGUCUUGACUUGUGUUUCCUGCUUGGUUAUAUGCCUACCUGAAGCUCAGCAACUUAUUAAAGAUCUCCUUUGUAGACUUUUAACACAUGCUUUUGAAAGUUAUGAGUUGGAAGGUAUGAUCACUGCGUUCUUGAUUGUAAGACAGGCUGCCUUGGAAGGUCCUGCUGCCUUUGUGUCCUAUACAGAGUGGUUCAAGUGCACCUUUGGAGCUGCUAAUUCUUAUCAUGGCAACAGCAAGAAGUCUCUGGUGUUCUUGUUGAAGUUUCUCUCUGAUAUUGUUCCCUUUGAAGCUCCUCAGUACUUAAAGGUACAUGUUCUGCAUCCACCAUUUGUGCCCACUAAGUAUCGGCCUCUCUUGAUGGAAUAUAUUUCCUUGGCUAAAACCCGCCUAACGGAUAUGAAAGUUUCUAUUGAGGAUAUGGGUUUGUAUGAGGACUUGUCUGCAAGAUCAAAUAAAGUUCAGCCAGAGUCUCAAGCACACCAGGAUGUCGAAAAAGCAUUGAAUAUAUUUGAGAACACAGGCAAGAUUCCAGCUAGUGUAAUGGAAGCCAGCAUAUUUCGCAGACCAUAUUUUACAUCUCGCUUCCUACCUGCCCUCCUCACCCCUCGUGUGCUUCCUGCUGCUCCAGAUGCACUCAUGCUGCUUAUUGAUUCAAUGAAAAGAGCAGAUAAGAUCCCUACAAACAUGUUUAACGCAUAUAUUGAAGCUUGUGAGCAAGAAAAGCUAAGGAAGCAAAAAGGGAGGCAACAAAUGGACCAGUCUCUUCCUGAUGAGCCCCUAGGAAUUCUGCAGUCAGCUCUUUCUGAUCUUCGGCCUCUUGUCACAGAUGCAAACAAAUACGAAGAUGUGUCCGCACAGGUGGCUGUAAUUUCAGAAAAACUCAUUGCAGUCAUGGGAGAGCAGAAGGUGGAUGAUGAUCAGGUGGCUGCGAAGUUCCUCAAACUUGAAGAUGGAGCACAGCUAGAUAUCCAGGAACAAACUGUUGCUGAUCUACUCUUAACCUGCUUCUGCCAGUGUCUUAUCGCUGCCUCCGGUACCAAUCCACCAGACAGACAGGGACAAUGGCCAACCUUAUAUGUGAAGAUGCUGUGUGGACAUCAGUGGGCUUUUGCUGCAGUAUUAAGGAGAAUGUUACAACUUUUGCGUUUCCAGGCUCCUUUCUUGAAAGACUCGCACAUUGUUGGUCUUGCAGCUUUCUCCAUCCAUUUACAUGAGUGCCAGCCUUCGCUCCAGUUCCUUAUAACUGGUGUUCAAAAUCUGGAACAUUACUGGGAAAAUCUGCUUAAUCUCCUAUGCUCAGACUCUGUUGGAGUGUGCCUGAAGUUUUCUGAGCUUCAUCAAGAUAUUUUUUCUGGCUGCGUUCCUCCAUUAUUUCUGCGCAAGCUUCAGUACCUGGUCCCCAGGUUGAUCUGGGAAACGCGUGGAGAGGUGAUUAGAGAUGAUGAGGAGGCAGAUUCACCUCUUAAUUGGAAUUUAUAUGCCCUUGCUGGAUGGAAAGAAGCAGCUCUUUCACUAUGGAACCAGAAUCGCCUGCAAGGUCUGCUAAGGGAGAAGUCCUUCCAGGUAACAUUCAUGGACUGGCUUCUUUGGGAAAUGACACUUAAAUCCAAUAAUGAUGUAUUGUGUGACACAGAUAGGCAAGAGUACCAGCGCUGGGCUGUAAAUCACUACUUAUCUGAAUCCUCUGUUGUUGGUGGCUGUAAUGGAGAUUUGGAGAGAGGCUGCAUAACAAUAGCUGAAGCAGUGCUGCAAUUCAGCAACAGGCACAUACAGCAUUCAGAAUGGGAAUCGAGGAAUAUUUCCAUGUUAAAGAGUCACACAGGCCUGGGUGACAUCUUGUGCAGAUUACAGGAACUGAUUUGUGAUAUAGUGACGUCACAUCACCAGAAAGGACGCAGACAUUUCUUUUUUGCCAUAUUUUAUCAGCGGCUGGAAUUACACAAGGGCAAAAAGGAAUUAAGCAACCAUCUAUCAAAACAAGGAGUAUUGGAGAUGUGCUGCAGGAUUCUUCUUGGACUUCCCCCUCUCUUUCUGAUUAACACUCCAUCUGAAAAAGGCAUUCGUACCCUUGGCUCAGAGGAUUUCUGGCAAUUUGUAAAUAAGGAAUUGAAAAACCUUGGGCCUCGAGGUUAUGCCUUACCAUACAACAUCACAGCCCACUUUUUUAGGGGUGUUAUCAGUGCCAGCGUACAGUGUAAAGAUUCUUCUGAAGCAGUGAAUUCCAUUCUUUCUGCAACCUAUUCCACAUGUCCAGCCCUCCUAAUCUCAGCUGCAGUUGGGUGGCCUCAGCUGGAUCCAGUUUUGAGAAGCCAGUGGUGCUCUCUUUUUGGGGUAGAUUUACCUAAGGAGCUUAGAACACUGAGGGAACAGCAAGCAUCUGUAGAUAGCUGCCUUUCUCAGGGAGAAAAACUGUCCCUCUCUUGUACCCCCUGGCUAUCUGCUGCAUUUCUUUAUUCUACAGUCCAGAGGAAAAAACUUCCAUGCAGUCGAAUGCUUGAAAUUCUUGAUGGUUUGAGCUCAAACUUCAGUAUGGUACUUAUAUCCCUCCUUUUCUUUUCAGUAAUGGAUAUAAUUUACAUGUUUCUUAAGGAUGGAAGGAAACACAAGGAUUUGCUGGAAAACUGUGUGCACAUUAUUCACUGUUUAGAGCAGAAAGGAGAAACCUGGGUGUGGCUGUUCCAGAUGACAGAUGAAAGGAAGCCUGAACUAGGUCUCCAUCUUCACAGAGCAGCAUCAGAUGUAUUUCUUAAUCUUAUGCCAUUUGCUUUCUUCUGGCUUGUCCCUUCACUUCAACUGGAACAGGUAGUCCAGCAGCAAGAUUUCCUCGUUAUUGCACUGGACAUGUACCACAAGUUUCUUCAGCUCUUUGUUGAUGGAAGUCCUCUCUCCAGCUUGUCAGCGAAAUCCCACCAUCUUGAUUCUCAUGAUGUCUUUACCUGUGGCCGCCAGUUCUUACUGUGCUGUGUUCCUAAGUGCCAAAAGCCCAACUCUGCCAUCCUGAAGAAGAUGUUAGAAUCAUGGGAGGAGCAUGACCCUGAGCUGGCUGCAGUUUUGACACGUUCUUUCAAGGCCCCAGAUGACUAUGAUGAUCUGUUCUUUGAGCCUGUCUUUUAACGGAUCAUUUGCUUCCUGAUCAGGCAGGAGGAACAUAAUUUAUUUUCCUAACGGUCGAAUGAAAAUGUAGUAUUUAAAUUUGUAAAAACAAAAAAAAAAAAACAGAACUUUAUCUCUAAGAAAACCCAUCGGGUGUAUGUUAUAGAUGGCUAAUAAUAUCUAGGAUGGCUAUCGACUCUAAUGUGCAUUAUACAGUCUUGAAAGUAGUUCGGAUUAAGCAUAAAAAUAAAACCUCAGGAGUCU